Messenger RNA from Cladophialophora psammophila CBS 110553, 858 nucleotides. RefSeq lists its product as uncharacterized. Gene Ontology annotation, cellular component: mitochondrion. The transcript is spliced from 2 exons. Gene Ontology annotation, biological process: fatty acid beta-oxidation. The record is from RefSeq and is a predicted model, not a curated record. Gene Ontology annotation, molecular function: enoyl-CoA hydratase activity. The coding region runs from base 1 to 858 and encodes 285 amino acids. NCBI's taxonomy places the organism in Eukaryota, Fungi, Ascomycota, Eurotiomycetes, Chaetothyriales, Herpotrichiellaceae.
AUGGAUAUCUCUAGGGCAUUUGAAUCUCCGCCUCCACAGUGUGAUGGCUGUGACACAGCAUUUCCAGAACCGCAUAUUAUGCUUGCAACAAUCAACCGUCCCCGACAGCUUAAUUCGAUCCCGUACGCCCUCCAUUGGCAGAUGGACGCCUUGUUUAAGUGGUUUGACAACGAGCCCUCGCUACGUGUUGCCAUUGUAACAGGCGCUGGGGACCGAGCAUUUUGUGUCGGUUCGGAUUUGAUCGAGAUGCAGCGGGUCAAAAAGUCCGGCAACGACUCAUGGAAAGCUGAGCCGUACAAGUACAACCACCCAAGUUCUGGGUUUGCUGGGCUCAGCAGAAGGGAAGGGAAGAAGCCGAUUGUGGCAGCAGUGAACGGUUAUGCAUUAGGUGGAGGGUGGGAAAUUGCCUUGAACUGUGAUGUGGUCAUUGCCACUCCAAGUGCGCAAUUUGGUCUUCCUGAGGCAAAGGUCGGACUGUACGCCUAUGGUGGCGGGCUUCCUCGUCUGAUUCGCACCGCAGGGCUGCACGUCGCCAGCGAGAUUGCCCUCAGUGGACGGUCCAUCACUGCAAAGGAAGCGUUGCAGUAUAAUCUUAUCAAUCGAAUUUCAAAGAAACCAGAAACGCUCAUCGAAGAGGCUAUCAGUAUCGCACGAGAAAUUGCCGCAAUAUCCCCAGACGCAAUGAUUAUUACGAGGUCAGCUCUAAGAGAAGCUUGGGAGACAUCCAGCGUUGAAAGAGCGUUUCAAAAUACUCACGAGAGAUUCUACGAGAAACUCAUGGCUGGCGAAAACUCUAGCGAAGGAUUAAUUGCCUUCAAAGAAAAGAGGCCGCCGAGGUGGAAACCAUCCAAACUAUAG